AUGUUGACAUUUCAUAAACCAGAAAAUGCAAUCAGAAGGGUGGAGGAACUUAGAUCAAUUGGUCAGGAUGAAACUGCUCUUCAAUUACUACAUUCAGUAGUAAAUCACAGAAGAUUUAGAGUUCAUGGAUGGGAUUCUUCACAAGAAUUGAUGAUGAUUCAGUAUAUUAUAUUGUCUGUGGACCUACAAAAACCAAGAAUGGCUCGUGAAGGACUUCAUCAAUACAGAUAUGUAACACAUCAGUCUAAUAUUGGGUCAUUGGGUAAAGUUAUUGUGGAAUUUCGUAAUAGAGCAGAAGAGCAACUUCAAUCAGUAAAAAAUGAAUGUGUUGAUUGUAUGGAUCCAAAUUUGAUCAAGGAAAAUCUUGAGCAAGAAGAAACACCAGAAAGUUUGUUACUAGCAAGUUUACAGAUUGAGAGAAGGGGUGCUAAAGAAAAGAAGCUACACGAAACUCUUAGGUUUACUUGGGAAGCAUAUAAAAUGAUUUUAGAUAUUAUCAGACUCACUCCUAAAUUAGAGAGAAUAUAUCAUGAAACUGCACAAAGAGCCUUAGAUUUUUGCUGGCAACAUAGUAGGGCCAGUGAAUUUAAAACACUAUGUGAGUUGCUUAGAACUCAUUAUCAACUUUUAGUUUCAAAUCGUCAUCGUCCAGAAAUUGAAGUUAUGCUUCGACCAGAAUGCCAUCUUGAAACACGUAUAGUACAACUCAGAGGUGCAGCAAAACUAUCAUUAUGGAAUGAAUGUUUUACUACUGCAGAAGAAAUCUUUCAUCUUGGAAUUUUCCAAUUUGAUCCUCUUAUAGGAAAUUCUUUUACUCAGAAUGCCUCUUUAACUUCUAAUAGUCAAAGUAACCAAAUAAAUACAUUGCAUGGUACAGUCCAUCAAAAUAAUUUUUUAGGCGGCACUGCUCUCCCAUUACAUAGCAAUACCUCAAAUACUGCUAACUUACAAAAUAUGGAUAGUGCACAUGCAAUGAAAGUUAGACCAACAUAUUUAAGGUGGGUUGCAUUGUAUUAUGAUAUACUAAGUAAGAUGUUCUUGUUAACGGAAAAUUAUUCAUUUCAUGCCUUGGCACAUUUGAAAUAUUUUCUACAUCUGAAACAAUUUAAAAAGAAUGUAUCUAAAGAAGAAUUAACAAAAAUGGCAUCAACAGUAGUAUUAGCAGUAUUAUCUAUUCCAUUAAGCGAAAAUAACUUGAGUUUAAAUUCAAAAUCACGUUAUUUUAUGGGAAAUAUGUCAUCAAAUGAUUAUUACCCCCAAGGUGAUCAAGUUAAAAAGGCGGCAUUAUUGUUAGGAUCAUUAUUUAUUCCAACAAGGGAAAUAUUAAAGAGCAUGUUAAUUUCAAAAAAUAUUUUAGGACUAUCAUUACCAGUAUGUCAACAACUAUAUGGAGUAAUUGAAGGAAGAUCUAAUACUUUAAAAUUAUGUGUUAGUACAAAUGGUUUGCUUACAAACUUAAUGGAAAUUGAUCCAGAUUUUAAUGAGUAUACACGCCCAUUAAAAGUAACUAUUUUAACAAAAUUAUUCUUGUUAAUUUCAAAAGUAUAUUCAUCUAUUUGUAUUGAUCAAUUUUUGAAGAAUAUAUGUCCAAAUGACUUUUUACCAUGGACUGAUACAGAAAAGCUUUUAGUACAGCUAUCAAAUUCUUCAAUAAUAAAUUUAAGAAUAGACUAUGCAAGAAAAUGUAUUUAUUCUGUAGAUAAAUGUUUGGGAUACAACAAUAGUACUAAUAAUAAAAGUGGUAAUUUAAAUAAUGUUGGAUUAUGCAUAAGUGGAUCAUCACAAAUAUUAACAACUAAUAAUAUUAAUAAUAAUAAUUCAGGGUCUAAAUAUAAUAAUCAAUUAUCAGUUUCAGCUUUUAUGUUGGAAAAUCUUUUAAGAAAUUUAGAUAAAGAUAAUAUAAAGAUUGGAUUACAGAAUCAAAAUACAAAGAUUUCUCAAAUGGUACAAAGACGUCUUCCAAUUGAGAUGAUUUCAAUGGAAAAACGCAUUGAAGAAAUUAAAUUAAGAAGAAAAGAAAGAAUUGAAGAACUUAAAAGAGUUGAAGAGGAUAAAAAACGUCAAGAAAAGGAGGCAAAAGCACAAGAGGAAUUAUUAGAAAUACAAAAGAGAGAGGAGGAUAGAAGAAGAAGAGAAGAGGCAAGACAACUGGAAGAAAUUAAAAAGAAUAAAAUUGAAGCUUGUAGAAUAAUGUUAGAUACAAUAAAGAAGUUGGCAUUUAAGAAUACUAAUUCGAAUAAGAUAGUAUUGAAAGGAAAACUUUUGGAUGAAAUAACAUUAGAAGAUUUAUUAGAAGGGAAGAUAUUAUAUGAUGAUUUAGAAAGAUUACAAGAAGAACAAUGUAAUUUUGAGAGACAAGAAAGAAUUAAACAAAGAAAACAAGAAGCUAAAAGAUUGGAUCACUUAGCUAGAGCAUAUAGAUUAGAGGAAAUUCCAUUAAUUAAUGAAUGGAAUAAUAAGAUAAUUCAAAGUGAUAAAGAAUUACAUAAACAAUUACAAGAUAGUUAUUUAUUAAAAAUUGAGGAAAUUAAGAAAGAAGCACAUAAAGAGAAGGAAAUUUUGAAGACAAUAUUACCAUAUUUGAAUAAUUGGAGAGAUAAACAAUUAGAAAUAAGAAAAGAAGAACUUAUGGAUGAACUUAAAGUACAAAGAUUAAGAUGUAUUAAAAAAAUUAAGGAACUUAAAAUUUCUCGAGCAAAAAUUAGACGUAAUGAGGCUAUUGAGAAGAAAUUACAUGAGGAAGAGCAGAGAAGAAAGGAGGAAGAAGCUAAAAGAGAGGAAGAAGAAGCAAGAUUACUUGAAGAAGCAAAAAGACAAAAAGAAGAGAAACGAUUAAAGAUGCAAAGACAAUUAGAAAUUCAAAGGAAAAGAGAGGAAGAAAUUGAGGCUAAAUUGAUGGCUGCAAAUUCUAAGAAUAGCAAUAAUGCAAAUUCAAGUAGUAACAGUGGUGGUUUUAAUGAUAGAGGUGAUACGAUUAGUUUUACAAGAGAAGGUGGUGGAAAUAGUAACUCCAAUAGAGGUUUUGGAAAUAAUAAUAGAUCAAAUAAUAGUAAUUCUUCAGGUAUAUCAUUUACAAGACAAAAAACUGGAACUUCAGGAAAUACCAGCCCAUCAAAAGUAGAUUUUACACGUGAUUUUACAAGAGGAGUAUCUAAUACAUCAAACUCUUCAUCAAGUGCUUCUGCAGGAACUGAAUCUGCAACUGGUUUUAAUAGAACAAAUAGCAACAAGAACGUCAGUUUUUCAGAUUUAAGAAGAACAGGAACUAACGAUCAAUCAAAAAAUCAGCAGCAGCACUCAUCUUCAAUGGGAAGAAAUUCAAACAACUCUUCUAAAAGUAGCCAAAGAAACAAUAGAGAAAGAGAUACACGCGAUAUUGAUACUAAUAAGUGGAGGUGA
This is a messenger RNA of Cryptosporidium ubiquitum, 3399 nucleotides long. RefSeq names its product translation initiation factor 3. The transcript has 2 exons. NCBI's taxonomy places the organism in Eukaryota, Apicomplexa, Conoidasida, Eucoccidiorida, Cryptosporidiidae. Gene Ontology annotation, molecular function: translation initiation factor activity; mRNA binding. The coding region runs from base 1 to 3399 and encodes 1132 amino acids. The record is from RefSeq and is a predicted model, not a curated record. Gene Ontology annotation, biological process: formation of cytoplasmic translation initiation complex; translation reinitiation. Gene Ontology annotation, cellular component: multi-eIF complex; eukaryotic translation initiation factor 3 complex, eIF3e; eukaryotic translation initiation factor 3 complex, eIF3m.